AUGGCUGUGAAUUGGCCAAAUCUUGAAGCAAAAAAUAUUAGUAAAAACGAAAAAUAUCAUACUAGAAACCAAAUUUUAGAGAAGGCACAAAAGAUUUUAGAAAAUCGUGCAAAAUAUAAGAAAGAGAAACUUCAAAAUCUGCAAAAAGAAGCGGUAAAAAUGCAAAUCAAUUUGGAUACUGUUACACUAAAUAAAAUAGAAGCUUUGAGAGACAGCCAUCGGAAAAUUGCGAUGCAAGAUUUCGAAGAAUGGCGAUUAAAUGCGGAAAUGCCAUUCCUUCAGAAUAUUUCUGGCAAAGUGCAAAAGAAUAGAAAGGCAUAUAGGCCUCCACUUCAAUGGUUCAAAGACGAUCUUGGUAUCAUACAAUCUCGAGAAAUUGACAAGAAAGAAGUUCAAAUAAAAGAAAAACAACAAGAUAAAUCAAUAGUUAUAGAAGAAUUAGAGGAAGAACUAAUUGUUGAAAAGAAAUCUGAGAAAGUUUCAACUGUUGAAGAAAACAUAAACAAAGACUUAAUUGUUAACGAAUCAAUAGAUCAAACGAAUUUAAAAGAAGAUACAACCUUCAAUGAAAAUACUGAGAAAGAGACAGACGUAGAAAUAAAGAAGACAACAAACCUAAGCAAGAAUUUUAAUUUUACAAAAUGUUUUAGUUAUUCCGAGGACUCCGAAUCAGAUAAAGAAGUCACAUCCUUUAAAUCUUCUUUAGUUAAAAAAAUUAAUCAGAAAUACUCGCAAAAAUUUUGUACAAAGACGAAGAAACAAAGGCCAGAUCGGAAUUUAAUUGACAGGAUACUGAAGGAUCGAUAUUCCCAAAUAAAUCAAAUAUUUGAUGAACCUACGAGGGCAGUUCCACUCCCUAGAAGAAGUGGAACGAUUAACGUAACUUUUUCUGAACGAGCCUUCCCUACUCCAGCAAGAGAGAGUGUCUUCAUUGAAGAACAGGAAUGGCUUUCCAAGCAAGCAGAAGCCAGAAGAAAAACAGGGUUUAUUGCCGAGGACCUUCGUCCUGAAGAACAGGAUCCACAAUGGUUGAAAGAUAAGGGCGAUGACUUUUUCAAAGCGGGAAAUUAUUUAGCUGCCAUCAAUGCAUAUACACAUGGAAUCAAAAUCAGCGACAAGAUGGCGGCACUUUAUGUGAACAGAUCUGCUGCGCAUUAUGCUCUUGGAAAUUAUUAUAGAUGUAUUGAUGAUUGUUCUAAGGUAUUUGAGUUAAUGGAACCAAAGUGUGAAAGUAACAGAGUAUCGCGAGCAAGGUGUCAUGCUCGUCGAGGUGCUGCGUUUUGCAAAUUAUCUGCACCACAGCAUGGAAUCCCUGAAUUAGAAGCUGCUUUGAAGCUAGAUCCGAAUAACAAGAGCAUUCAACGCGAUCUAUAUGCUAUUUUGAAUAUGUUUGAUUAUGUUUACUUUCAUAUACUUUUAACAUUCAGACACAACGUUUGUUAA
This is a messenger RNA of Cyphomyrmex costatus, 1443 nucleotides long. RefSeq names its product dyslexia susceptibility 1 candidate gene 1 protein homolog. The coding region runs from base 1 to 1443 and encodes 480 amino acids. The transcript has 7 exons. Gene Ontology annotation, molecular function: protein binding. Gene Ontology annotation, biological process: cilium movement; outer dynein arm assembly; inner dynein arm assembly. The record is from RefSeq and is a predicted model, not a curated record. NCBI's taxonomy places the organism in Eukaryota, Metazoa, Arthropoda, Insecta, Hymenoptera, Formicidae.